This is a messenger RNA of Mollisia scopiformis, 860 nucleotides long. RefSeq names its product haloacid dehalogenase, type II. The record is from RefSeq and is a predicted model, not a curated record. Gene Ontology annotation, molecular function: hydrolase activity, acting on halide bonds, in C-halide compounds. The coding region runs from base 120 to 806 and encodes 228 amino acids. NCBI's taxonomy places the organism in Eukaryota, Fungi, Ascomycota, Leotiomycetes, Helotiales, Mollisiaceae. The transcript has 2 exons.
CCCAGAAUCAAACUCGUAGACAAUCACAAUUCCUUAUCAGAAUCUCCAACCAAGAACCUGAAACUUCUAAAGAUACAAGUCUUUCAAUCGGAACAACGCACCUAAACGCCCCAAGGAAAAUGGCGAAAACAAUCGAUUUCGAGCCCAAAUACAUCACUUUCGACUGCUAUGGCACAUUGACAGACUUUUCAGGAAUGACUAGCCUGACGAGAGAAAUCUACGGCGACCGUCUCGAAGGCGAAGAACUCGAACGCUUCAUAGCUCUAUUCUCUGGCUACCGCUUCGACGAAUGUCUAGGUCCUUACAAACCCUAUCGCGAAGUGCUAGUCAAUGCUGUCCGACGUACUUGUGUCAGGACAGGAGUUGAAUUCGCAGAGGGCGAAGCAGAGAAAUUCUACCUCGCAGUCCCAACUUGGGGACCGCAUCCAGAUGUCCCCGAAGGUCUUCGUCGUCUUGCGAAGAAAUACAAGCUUGUUAUCUUAUCAAAUGCAUCAGACGAUCAGAUCAUGCAGAAUGUGGAGAAGCUGGGAGCUCCAUUCCAUGCUGUUUUCACUGCUCAACAGACGAAGGCUUAUAAGCCGUUGAUGCACGGGUUCGAAUACAUGUUUCAAAAGCUGGGGUGUGAGCCGAAUGAGUGUUUGCAUGUUUCGGCGAGCGUUAAGUAUGAUAUCUUGACGGCUGAGGCGAUGGGGAUAAAGCAUAAGGUCUUGGUGAAUAGAAAGGGAAGUUCGGAUACCCCAAGGCCGGGCCGUGAUUGUUAUGAGGUUAAGGAUAUCGGCGAGCUUGCAUCGAUGCUCGGGCUCUGAAGUGUUGUUUUUUUGGCAGCCUUACAACUCAAAACUCAAAGCAUACAUUUCUGG